Saccharomyces cerevisiae S288C is the source of this 309-nucleotide messenger RNA. It is a transcript of the gene HHY1, whose product is annotated as Hhy1p. The record is from RefSeq and is marked reviewed. The transcript has a single exon. Gene Ontology annotation, cellular component: membrane. Bases 1 to 309 code for a protein of 102 amino acids. NCBI's taxonomy places the organism in Eukaryota, Fungi, Ascomycota, Saccharomycetes, Saccharomycetales, Saccharomycetaceae.
AUGAGUCUUUCUUUCCUUCUCUUUUCCCCUUUUCUCCCCCCCUGUUUCUCGUCCAUCUCUAUCUGUCUAUCUGUCUUAUCUACUGUUAGUUUUUUUUUCGCUUUCACGAUACCGCAUUACGUACUGCGCUGCGGAAGUGUGGAUGAGUGGCAUAUACACUCUUCUGCAGAGGAUUUUCGUACACAACGGUGUGUGUGUGCUGUGAAGCUGUCUGCUUCCUUACUUGGCUGUUUGCUUGCUUGUGCGUCAUGGUCACUUUUGUUAGAAGUGAGCCGCAUAAAAUGGCAUGUCGGCACAGCCUACAGUUAA